AUGAACACUCAUCGCUCAUCCAUGUCUAGCCCGGCGCUCGGAAACGUUGAGGUUACUCGAGGGUCUUACUACAUCUAUCGAUACAAUGGUGCUGCCAACGGUACAUCCGGAAUGACUCCUCCCCAGUCCCGACCUAUUAGCUAUACUAGUUCCUCGCGCGUUCCUGGAACCAGCACCACGAGCAGGAGAACUGGAUGCAGCUCUAGGUCAAAUUCGACAACUCGAGGCGUUUCUUCGGUCAGCCCCAUGUUAAGCCAUACUAGCCGUCCUUCCUCAAUGAGCCCAAUGGGCGUUGGCUCUCGCUCUAGCCGUUCAAGCUCCAUGCAUCCCGGUAGCUCCAUUUAUCCUGCUAGCCCCAUGCACAGUCGCCCUACAUCAACUGCGCGGCCCAGUUAUACCACCCCUACCGCUCCUAAUGCGAGCAAUACUGCUCCACCACCGCCACCGCCUAACUCGGCAGCAGGGCACUCUACCGCUCGUUCUUCGGCUAUGCCUGGGCCGAGUACUCAGGGUCGUCGCAGUUCAUCCUCAGGUCCUAACAACUCCUCCACUACGCAAGCUAGCCGUAAACCUAGAUACAGUGGUGGCUUUCAGCUCUCCUCGAACCGUCCGAAGACCUCUGAGCAAGGUGCUUCUACUAAGAAGCCGCCGCGCAAAGGUUGCAAUCAGCAGUAG
This is a messenger RNA of Aspergillus affinis, 675 nucleotides long. RefSeq lists its product as uncharacterized. The transcript has a single exon. NCBI's taxonomy places the organism in Eukaryota, Fungi, Ascomycota, Eurotiomycetes, Eurotiales, Aspergillaceae. The coding region runs from base 1 to 675 and encodes 224 amino acids. The record is from RefSeq and is a predicted model, not a curated record.